AUGCUCUCCUUAGACGAGCCCCUGGACCUGAAGGUUUCCUCAAGCCGGGAGAGGGGACACAGGACAUCCAUCUGCGCCCCGCUCCGAUUCGCCCGGACCAGGAUACCACGCCCGACACGCAGCUCUGACACAGAUAUCGCAGACUCUCCCACAUCCUCAAAGCCAGACCUCAGUGCGUGUCCCUCGUCUCCUCCCUCUCCUCAACACUCCUCUUCCAGCUGCGGUCCUCUGUCGCCCCCGCAGGCCAGGGAUUCAGAGUCUGUAGGUUUCCAGUUUUUCCUACCGAUCGGGGCAGGGGGCAGCCUCCUCCCCCCCAGCUCUGUACUGACUGCUCAGCGCCGGGACAGACGGGAUUCCCCAGAACCAGCGGAGGAACAGCUCGCCUGCCGAUGGCUACGGUGCCACCUGCUGUUUGAGUGCCUGCAGGAUCUAGUGGAUCAUGUGACAGAAUCUCAUGUGAAGCCGGAGAGGAGUUCGGGUUACUGCUGCCACUGGGAGGGCUGCGCACGCAAGGGCCGCGGCUUCAACGCCAGGUACAAGAUGCUGAUCCACAUCCGCACACACACCAACGAGAAACCACACCAGUGUCCCAUCUGUAGCAAAAGCUUUUCCCGCCUGGAGAACCUUAAAAUACACACCCGAUCACACACAGGAGAGAAACCAUACGCGUGUCCAUACGAGGGAUGUGGAAAGCGUUACUCCAAUUCCAGCGACCGCUUUAAGCACACGCGAACACACUACGAGGACAGACCCUACUGCUGCAAGAUGGCCGGCUGCCCCAAGCGCUACACGGACCCCAGUUCACUCCGCAAACACAUCAAGGCCCACGGCCACUCCGUCUCCACAGGAACAGAGACCACCGUUGGCAGCAACGACACUUCAACACUGCCCACUUCGUCCAGAGCUCAUUUGGUGCUGCCUGGUGCUGCGCUGGCUCUGCUGCAUGCCUUCUCCGGGCCUCUCAUGGCUCUAGGAGCCUCUCCGCUCGAUCUCUCCAUGUCUGCGGGGCACAUGGGGGCGGAAGCUAUGCUCCACCAUAACAACGUGGCUCCGGGGCUAGGCAAGACGCCGCGAUUCGACCCUUUCAUGCUUCCAUCUUUUGGGCUGGAGACUAAGCAAAGGGUCUUGAAGGAGCAGCACCAUGAUGAUGAGGAUCACGAUAACAGGGAGGUCGAAGAAGGACGCAGCACUUUGUCCUGGGUGUUCGUCCCACCUGGUAUGAUGAUGCUCAAGCAGGCCGUGGUCAGCUAGACCGUCAUGUGUCACGUGACAUGUAAAAAAACAAAACAAAACAAAACAAAAAACGGUAUAACCCAAAUCCACCAAUGAUUCCUGCUAUUUUAGCUUGUUUUAAAAAAAGAAGUCUUAAAUCUUAUUACUUGACGCGCUUUGAGUUUUCGAAGCAUAUUCUAAUACAACGCUGUAUUUUGGGCAGAAACCGUAAAAAACCUGCAGUAUUUCUUUUCCCUCACUGUAAGUAUAAUAACAGUUCUUCAGACGUGUAUCUUAAUCCUCACUGGGAGGAUCCUCACUGGGAUUAAGAUAUAAUCCAUUAUUCCAUUAUUUAAUAACAACAACAAACAAAACCUAGUUGGAACUCAUGCCCAAAUCAAACAUUCAUGCAUUAAUCAAACAUGAGUGUGCUUCAUGCAAAUCACUUUUCCCAGCAGGAAGAAACUCCUGAGUUAACACGUUAAAUGGAGCACGAGAUAAGAUUACAAAUACAAUGUGUGUACAUUUUAAACCCGAUUAGGUCAGAUUGCGACAAUUGGCAUGGAAUUAAUUGUUAACACGCAACUGAGAAUACGGAUGAUGACAAUCUGAAGCUGGAGUGCAGGAACAUAGAGUCUUUACAAGUGUGCAACAUCCUGCUCAUAAACCCAUAGACAUUAAACAAUAUAAACACAGAAACAGGUUGAGAAUGCAAACCCCAGGAGGACGGCUGACCACUCUAAACAAAUCACCUCCCUCCCCCUUCCCCUUCAGACGAAACACAUCCAGUGUUGACGAAAUGUAGAGAUGGUUUAUUACUGUAUUUCAUUGCUGAUUUUAUCAUUCCUUCCUGCUGUUAGGGUUUUUUUUCCAACAGGUAACUUCGACAAAGGCAGUGUGAGACCCGAUGUAAUAAGGAUAGACGACGGUCUGUGAACGACCAGCUCCUGACUCGUUUUGCACAAUCUUUUUCAUUACCUCCAACAUCAUCAUAUGGUUCAGUAACCAGUUCAAGUGCCUUUCUCACAAGCUUUUAUUGCUGCGCUGUUUGGUAGUCAACAGACUUGGGCACGAAGCGGCGGCUUGAAGUGGUCUCUUUCCCGCCUUUUUUUUUUUUUUUUUGCUCUUUAACUUAAAUACACGUACACAGAUUUAAAAAAAAAAUCAGAUCUAAGAAAAAAUAGAUUACGUAUAGUUUACCGGAAACGUUAUGCUUCUCAACAGGAUGUCAAGUUUCUUAUUACCAGACUGAGUGACGCUGCCGCCGAUCUGUUCUCUACCUAUAGUUACAUUUAUGCGAGCGAAAUACGUACCAUAGAUAAGCACAGUGGUUCUGUAGUGUGUCUGCUUCAAAACACCAGGGCCUGUAUUCAUAAAGAUUCUAAGAAUGAUCUCGGAGAGCUCUUAAUUUAGCUUAAAAAUUAGGAAUAUGAAUUUUAUCUUAAGAGUAAUUCAGGACCAAACUCAGAGCGACUCUGAGAAAGGAAAAUACAACGAUUAUCUUAGGGCCUUUUUACACCCGGUCACUUCGUGUGUUUUCUCUGAUCCGAUAGCUAUCUGACCUGUUCAAACUGUUCCAUUUACAUUAGGCCACAUAAAUGCGUCUCGGCGAACUGGAUAUCAAUCCGAUCUUUCUGCUCCCGCCCAAAAUGCUAAUAUAUUUGACCUCAUUUCCGGGGUAAUUGAAAUGGAACACGCUUUGGUGUAUGCGGUUUUCAGAACGCAAUCAAAAAGAAGACGAAAAAACUCGUUACGACGGUUAUGCUACAAAAAACAGCGUUUACUGUUUGCUGCAUUUUUGCUGCAACAGCAGUGCAUUUUAAGACCCAACGAGACACCUGGGUGAAAGAUCACCUGCGAGUGACGUGCUUCCGUUUGGGAGGAGUAUAGCGCUGAUGUAUGUGGCUUGAACAACCACAAUCAUUUACACCUGUCCAGUUUUAUCUGAAACGCGUCCCAGACCACCGCCUGAAGGGGUUUGUACCAUCGGAUUUAUAUCCGUCUCCAAAACGUUUCGGAGGGCAUUUAGACCUGGUCUUUUUACCAUCGGAUAGAUAUUGGAUCACAGAAAACGCAUGAAGUGACCAGGUGUAAAAAGCCCCUUAGAGAGGAGGCAGGGCUUAAACCUGUAACUCGGUCACACAUUCUUUUGAAGACUGUGAUUGGUUGUCUAUUAAUAAGCCUCACUUUGUCUCUAUGUUCAGAUAUUUGAGUCUAUAUCGUGUAGGGAUUACGUUUGUGACUGAUCGUAUUAGAGAUGUUCUAAAUGUAAUGUAAAUGUAAACAUCUCUGACACAGCAGAAAUGUCAGAGACAAAUGAUAUCAUUUCUGCCUCUGUGGCAUUUCGGCUCCAUUUCAGAGAUGUUAGUGUAUCUCUAAAUGAUAGAUAUAUCACAAAAAUAAUCCCGACACAAUCUAAUCUAGAUUAUUUUAUCGUUAUCAAAUAUUCUAGUCUACUUUUUGACCUCAUGAGCACUUUUAAGAGUUAAGAUGCUUUAUGAAUAACUUUUAUCUUUACUGGGAUCUUUCAUUUCAAAAGGAAAUGUAACCAUUUCUAAGAAUUUUCUUAGAAUUUCCUCACUAUUAGAAACUCUACUAAGACUAAGACUCUACUUGUACUAAGAAUUGUUAUGAAUACGGGCCCAGGUUUGAGUCUCAGCUCCGGUGAGAGCACAGUGUUUGUAUUUGGUCAGGAGUGUUGAUGAUACCUGUUCAUGAAAGUAUAACUUGAUGAGCUAGUUUGUUUCUUUUCAGUAGGUACAGUAUACACAAUAUGAUGUGUUUAAACAGCAGUAUGAUGAGUUUAUUCAUUUCUACUUUAUUUGUCCGUCUUCCUUCAGAAUCCCUUCACAAGCCACAAAGUCAGUUUUGGCAAGUCUGAUGUUUACAUUUACAACAUUGGGCAGACUUGUUUAUCCAGAGUGACUUCUCAUUUACACAGCUGAAUGAUUCAGGGUUAAGAGCCUUGCUCGGGGUGCAGCAGUGGCAGCUUAGCGAUGAUGGGAUAUAAACUCACAGCCUUCAUUCAGUAGUCCACUCUUAAACCACUGAGCUAAUGCUUCCACGUAUUGUAUGUAUAUAAAUAUCAUUACAAAAAAAAAUAUAUAACGUUUAUCCAAAGCCCCAGCGUACAUUUAAUAAGAUUUAAUAAUGUUCUAAGUCGGAAUAUGUGUUUUCUUCUUGAAAGACACCACUGCACACCGCCACGACGUGCCACGCUCGAGUCACGCUCACUUCUAAAGACGGGCCUCGUCCCCGAAUCAGGUGUUUGUGCGACUGGUUACACAAAGGUACCACCUGUAAGAGAGGCAUCCAGAACGUCCUGUAUGCUACACCAUGUAUGUACGAAUGGAAGUUAAAUGUUAUGUACGCCAAUAUGUAUAAUUUCCUCCUGACAUGUGUUCUAAUAAUGAGCAUGCAGUAUAAUUAAAUAAAUAAAUAAAUAAAUAAAUGAAAAGCCAGCUCCAAGAGAUAUUGUCAUGCAAGAUAUUGACAAUUAUGAUUACAACGACGACGGGCAGCGUCUAAUAAAAACAGGCAUAUGAUAAGCA
Messenger RNA from Tachysurus vachellii, 4763 nucleotides. RefSeq names its product GLIS family zinc finger 2a (gene glis2a). Gene Ontology annotation, cellular component: nucleus. Gene Ontology annotation, molecular function: DNA-binding transcription factor activity, RNA polymerase II-specific; RNA polymerase II cis-regulatory region sequence-specific DNA binding. The transcript has 6 exons. Gene Ontology annotation, biological process: regulation of transcription by RNA polymerase II; smoothened signaling pathway. The coding region runs from base 1 to 1251 and encodes 416 amino acids. The record is from RefSeq and is a predicted model, not a curated record. NCBI's taxonomy places the organism in Eukaryota, Metazoa, Chordata, Actinopteri, Siluriformes, Bagridae.